CACCGGUGGUAUUUCACCGUUGCACUCAGUAGGAAUAGUGCUGCACCAGGACCACCGCAAAGUCCUCACAACAUCAAAGUCUUUUAUUUAUUGUUGUCCUUCCUGGAACAACUUUGAUGGCCAAGCUCCAGGGUUUUGAGUUCUGGAGGAAGACCUUGAAAGGAGCACGCUUUGUGGUGGCACCCAUGGUGGACCAGAGCGAGCUGGCCUGGCGCCUGCUGAGUCGCCGGCACGGUGCUCAGCUCUGCUACACCCCCAUGCUGCAUGCUCAGGUGUUUGUUCGUGACGCCAACUACAGGAGAGAAAACCUCUACAAUGAGGUGUGUGAAGAGGACAGACCUCUCAUCACGCAGUUUUGUGCCAAUGAUCCAGAAGUGUUCCUUCAGGCAGCUCUGUUGGCCCAGGACUACUGUGAUGCCAUUGACCUCAACCUGGGCUGUCCGCAGAUGAUCGCAAAGAGAGGGCACUAUGGAGUUUUUCUGCAAGACGAGUGGGAGCUGUUAGAGAAAAUGGUCAGGUUAGCCAAUGAAAAGCUCUCAGUGCCCAUCACAUGCAAGAUCCGUGUGUUUGAGGAGAAGGACAAGACGGUCCGCUAUGCUCAGAUGUUGGAGAGAGCUGGUUGUCAGCUGCUGACGGUGCAUGGCAGAACCAAAGACCAGAAAGGGGCCAUGACAGGUGUGGCUAACUGGGAGCAUAUCAGGGCCGUACGGAAGGCAGUAAAUAUUCCAGUGUUUGCCAAUGGCAACAUUCAGCACCUGAGUGAUGUGGAGCGCUGCAUUCAGGAGACAGGAGUGCAAGGAGUGAUGAGUGCAGAGGGAAACCUCCACAACCCAGCACUGUUUGAAGGAGUAAGCCCCCCAGUUUGGGAGAUGGCUGGGGAAUAUCUGGAGGUGGUGAAGCAGUAUCCCCCCUGCACUCUGUCCUACGUACGAGCCCACCUAUUCAAGCUCUGGCACCACACGCUACAGAUUCACCAGGACCUGAGAGAAGACUUGGCCAAGGUGAAGACCCUCGAGGGUUUGGCUAGUGUCAGUAACCAGCUGAGGCUGCGCUGCGAGGAGGAGAUAGCCAAAGGAAAAGAUGCAGAAGAGAUGAAAAGUGGCCUGCCAUUUCCCCAUUGGAUCUGCCAGCCAUAUGUCCGACCGCCGCCAAAGAAGCCAGCUGCCAAUGGAAACAGCCAGGGUCCAGAGAUGAGGAAGGCUGUGUGUCAAAAGAGGGCGCUGGAGGACUCUGAUGGAACAGCAGACACACUCUCCAAAAACAAGCAGAAGAAGAGAUCUCGAAACCCCAACAAGAACUUCUGUCCCGAGCAAAAACCUAAGUACAUCAAAUGUGAGCAGUGCGGGAACCCAAAGGGAAAUAAAUGUGUCUUCAACCUGUGUCGAGGCUGCUGUAAGAAGAAGGCUUACAAGGAGGUGGCAGACUGUCCAAGCCAUGGGCUGAGGUUCAAGUCCAAGGCAGAGAAACAGAGAGCUGAGGAGGGCAUGAGGAAGGAGGAAGCGAGGACGGAGGGUUUGGCAGUAGAGACAAAGAGAAGCAGCAGCUCUUUCCAGCCUGUCCCAGAUCCAAGUCCUGAGCUGCAGGUGCAGCCUGAGGCUGCCUCAGCAUGUCAGAGUCCCACCUAAUCUAGGUCAUUUCUCUGAUUACAACAGGUUAACACCCUUGAAACAUAUUGAGUUGCGUUGAGUCCAAACGUUCAUCACAGUAAACAUCAGCUGCUAGACUGUUGUGUAGACCUGCUUUGGGGGGGUGCAGUUGAAGCUCAGUGUGUGCAUGUAGAGGUAAUCAAGGAUGAAUCAGGACAUACAGAACAUACAGCUGCUGAGUAACUGCAGCAAAGAAGAAAAUGUGGAUGGACAUUGAUCAGCAGACCAAACGUGUAAAGAAACUUUUAUGUGAUGUAAAUUUCUUGAGCAUUGAUUACAUUACAUUAUUACAUUGAUGGGACCUUUGGAAAAGUUUCUCAACUUAUUCUGUCAUCUUUCAUUUUUGAAACAGAUUUUAUGAGCAAAAGUUGUGAGCCACGUUAAACCAUUCAGUAAAACACUUUGUCCUAA
Messenger RNA from Plectropomus leopardus (leopard coralgrouper), 2057 nucleotides. RefSeq names its product dihydrouridine synthase 1-like (S. cerevisiae) (gene dus1l). The record is from RefSeq and is a predicted model, not a curated record. Lineage: Eukaryota; Metazoa; Chordata; Actinopteri; Perciformes; Serranidae. Gene Ontology annotation, molecular function: tRNA dihydrouridine synthase activity.